This is a messenger RNA of Arvicanthis niloticus (Nile rat), 1407 nucleotides long. Its product is annotated as pregnancy-specific glycoprotein 22-like. Gene Ontology annotation, molecular function: protein tyrosine kinase binding. Gene Ontology annotation, biological process: signal transduction; regulation of immune system process. Gene Ontology annotation, cellular component: cell surface; plasma membrane. The record is from RefSeq and is a predicted model, not a curated record. NCBI's taxonomy places the organism in Eukaryota, Metazoa, Chordata, Mammalia, Rodentia, Muridae.
AUGGGGGUGACUUCUGUGCUUCUCUGCCAGAGGUGUAACCCCUGGCAGGGGCUUCUGCUCACAGCCUCCCUUUUAACCUGUUGGCACCUGUCUACCACUUCCAAAGUCACCAUUGAAUUAGUGCCACCACAAGUGGUUGAAGGGGAAGAUGUUCUUUUCCUUGUUCAUAAUCUGCCAGAGAAUCUUACAGCCUUUGCUUGGUUUAAAGGCAGGACAAAUAUGAAACGAGGAAUUGCACUGUAUGCAUUGGCCUCUAACAUACAUGUACACAGUGAUAGAGAGACACUGUAUAGCAAUGGAUCCCUGAUAAUCCACAAUAUCACCCAGAAGGACAGAGAUUAUUAUACCCUACGAACCUUCAAUGGACAUUUAAAGGCUGUAUCAACAACAACCACAUUCCUCCAUGUGAACCUCUUCCUUUGGAACUGCGGGCGCUUUGUUACCUCUGCCCAGCCCAGUAUUGAAUCCAUGCCCUCCAUCAUUACUGAAGGGCAACAUGUUCUUCUACAUGUUCACAAUCUCCCAGAGAAUCUUCAAGGAUUUUUGUGGUUCAAAGGGAUGACUGUGUUCAGGCACUUUGAGAUUGGCCGAUACAUAAUAGGCAGGAAGUCAGCUGUGUUUGGUCCUGCAUACAGUGGUAGAGAGAAACUGGACAGUGAUGGAUCCCUGCUGAUUAAAAAUGUCACUCAGAACGAUGCCGGAUUGUACACCCUACGAGUACUGGGUACAGAUAUGAAGAGUGAAGAAGCACAUGUAGAAAUCCAAGUUAACAACCCCCAUUUUCAGUGCUGUGACUCUACCACCUCUUCCAAACUCAUGAUUGAAGCAGUGCCCCGAUAUGCUGCUGAAGGGACAAGUGUUCUUCUCCUUGUUCAUAAUCUGCCAGAAGAGCUGAUAUCCUUUACCUGGUACAACUCGAUGUACAGGGUCCCAGCCUUUAAAAUUGUAGACUACCAUGUAAUCUGGAAUAUCACCACCUGGGUGAAUGAAUAUGGCAGAAGAGGGAUGGUGUAUGCUAAUGGAUCCCUGCUGCUCCAGAACAUUGUAGAGAAAGAUGCAAGAAUGUACACACUAGAAACUUUAAAUGUAAACUACACAGUUGAAAGAGCACACGUGCAGUUUUAUGUAAACAAGGCUGUGACACAACCCUUUGUGCAAAUCACUGACACCACAGUCAAUGCACACAGAUCUGUGACCUUCACUUGUGUUACACCUGACAUGGCAAUCUCUAUCCUUUGGUUCUUCAAUAGCCACACUCUGCAGCCUACAGAAAGGAUGACACUGUCCUCAACAAAGUGUGGACUCCGAAUAGAUGAUGUCAGAAGUGAAGAUGCUGGAGAGUACCAGUGUGUGGUCACCAACCGAGCCGGUGAUGCAAAGGCCAGUCACCCAGUCUGGUGGCCAUGA